This is a messenger RNA of Linum tenue, 1600 nucleotides long. The record is from the annotation of a GenBank genome assembly. NCBI's taxonomy places the organism in Eukaryota, Viridiplantae, Streptophyta, Magnoliopsida, Malpighiales, Linaceae.
AUGGGCAGUCUCAAUGGCCACAACCAGCUUCACGUCUACUUCUUCCCGUUCAUGGCGCACGGCCACCUGAUCCCGGCCGUCGACAUGGCCAAGCUCUUCGCUUCCCGAGGCGUCAAGACCACCAUCGUCAUCACCCCUCUCAACGCCGCCUUCUUCUCCAAAACCAUCCAAAAGCACUCCUCGUCGGGCCGGGCCGAGAUCCAGGCCCGAAUCAUCGACUUCCCGGCUGCCCGGGCCGGGCUGCCGGAGCAAUGCGAGAACCUCGACUUCAUCACCUCCCGAAACUUGGGAAUGGAAGCCACCAUCAACUUCUUCCGGGCCUCCACCAUGCUCCAGGAGCCCUUCGAGAAGCUUCUGGAACAAGACCGCCCCGCCUGCGUGGUGGCCGACAUGUUCUACCCGUGGGCCACCGAAUCCGCCGCCAAGUUCGGGAUCCCCAGGCUGGUCUUCCACGGCACCAGCUGCUUCGCUCAGUGCGUCGGCGAGGCCCUGGCGUCCCACGCGCCGCAGCAGCGAGUGGAGUCCGAUGCAGAGCCCUUCGUAGUCCCGGGGCUUCCGGAUGAAGUCCGGCUGACCAAGCGCCAGCUGUCACCUUCGGCGGCUCUGGUUGGCGGAACCAGUUUCCUGUCCCAACUUUUCAAGAGAGUCAGGGAGUCUUACUCCGAGGUCUACGGGACGGUCUUCAACAGCUUCUACGAGCUGGAACCCGCUUACGUGGACCAUUUUAGGAAGAUUCUUGGAAGGAAGGCGUGGUAUGUGGGCCCGGUCUCGCUUUGCAACGGUGACGUGGAGGACAAGGCCAGCCGCGGGAAGGGAGCGGUGAUCGACAAAGACGAGUGCCUGAAAUGGUUGGACUCCAAGGAAGCAAACGCCGUCGUUUAUGUAUGUUUCGGGAGUCAAGCGGAUUUCACUGCCCAACAGCUGAGGGAGAUCGCGGUCGGGAUCGAAUCCUCCGGUCAGCCAUUUAUAUGGGUGGUGCGUGGUCGAAACGACGUCGAAGAGGAUUGGCUGCCCGAAGGAUUCCAGGAGAGGACCGCAGGAAGAGGACUAAUAAUCCAAGGCUGGGCUCCACAGGUUCUGAUUCUGGAGCACGCGGCGAUAGGAGGAUUCGUGACGCACUGUGGAUGGAACUCGACGCUGGAGGGGAUUGCGGCGGGGCUGCCGAUGGUGACGUGGCCGAUGGGGGCAGAGCAGUUUUACAACGAGAAGCUGGUGACGGAGGUUGUGAAGAUUGGCCUUGAGGUUGGGGUGGAGCAGUCAUCGACCUACGGAGUGAAGAUGAUACGUAGCGAGGCGGUGGAGAGGGCAGUGCGUCGAAUCAUGUCUAAGGAGGAUGAAGUGAUGGCGGAAAUGCGCCGGAAAGUGAAAGGGCUCGGGGAGGCGGCGAGGAAAGCUGUGGAAGCAGGGGGUUCUUCGUACGCUGAUUUGGGUGCUCUGAUUGAGGAGCUGGAAUUGAUGUCUUGACGUACGUGGGUGCUAAAUUAAUGGAGCGAUGCCUAUGUUAAACAUAAAUUAGAGUGAUGAUUUCAGUAAGGGGGUUAUACCCUCACAUAGAAUCCAUCUAGAAUUUCAUAUCCCAUGUAUGGAAAUUGGAAUUUCA